CCAGUGUUACCUGUUAAAAUGAUACGUUCAAAAGUAAUAAAACGCGCUCGAUAUCCCUGUUUAUUUUAUUGACCACUCGCCAGAUGUUUGCGCAUUGUUUUCCAGUGCGCAGUAGUUUCUGUGUCGUGAAAUCGGGAUUCUGUUUUAGUAUAAUAUCUUUUCUGCCAUUUUGAAAAUAGUGGCGUGUAUGGAUUUUGGCCGAGUUCGUCAAUGAACAAAUAUGUCCGGGAGCAAUGAUAAGGUGUCGACUACGCAGCGUAUGAUCCAAAGUGUUGCUUUCCCUCCCAGCCACAAGCUUCUUGUCACCGAAGUUUUUGAUGAAAAAAGUGGAAAACCUUUACCUGACGUUCUCAAGCAACAUUUUAUUCUAGAAGGCCGAAUUGAUGAAAAUGCGGCUUUGCGAAUCAUCCAAGAUGGUGCCACCCUAUUACGUUCUGAAAAAACAAUGAUCGAAAUUGAUUCACCGGUGACUGUGUGCGGAGAUGUCCAUGGCCAAUUUUAUGACUUGAUGAAAUUGUUUGAAGUGGGAGGCUCUCCCUCGUGCACCAAGUAUUUAUUCUUAGGAGACUACGUCGACAGAGGUUACUUCAGUAUAGAAUGUGUUCUUUACCUUUGGGCUUUGAAAUUGUGUUAUCCGAAGACUUUGUUUUUAUUACGUGGUAAUCACGAAUGCCGACAUUUAACUGAAUAUUUUACAUUCAAACAAGAAUGCAAAAUUAAAUAUUCUGAAAAAGUGUACGACGCGUGUAUGGAUGCUUUCGAUUGCUUACCACUCGCUGCUCUCAUGAACCAGCAGUUCCUCUGUGUGCAUGGCGGCCUGUCCCCCGAGAUCAACAGCUUAGAUGAUAUCCGCAAACUAGAUAGAUUCAAAGAACCACCUGCGUUCGGAGCCAUGUGUGACCUGCUGUGGUCUGAUCCUUUGGAGGACUUUGGCAAUGAAAAAAAUGCUGAACAUUUCUCACACAAUUCUGUCAGAGGAUGUUCUUAUUUCUACAGCUAUGCUGCUUGCUGUGACUUCUUACAGAGAAACAACUUGUUAUCUAUUAUACGUGCUCAUGAAGCUCAAGAUGCUGGCUAUCGAAUGUAUCGCAAAAGUCAAACAACUGGCUUCCCGAGUCUCAUUACAAUUUUCUCUGCACCCAACUACUUGGAUGUCUACAAUAACAAGGCCGCAGUACUGAAAUAUGAGAAUAAUGUCAUGAACAUCAGGCAAUUCAAUUGCUCUCCGCACCCUUACUGGCUGCCCAACUUCAUGGAUGUGUUCACCUGGUCUCUACCAUUUGUGGGUGAAAAGGUGACAGAAAUGUUGGUAAAUGUGUUAAAUAUUUGCUCUGAUGAUGAACUGAUGUCAGAGGGAGACGAUGCUCUAGAGGAGGCAAAUCUCAGGAAAGAAGUUAUACGUAACAAAAUCAGAGCAAUUGGGAAGAUGGCGCAUGUGUUCUCAGUGCUUCGUGAAGAAAGUGAAUCUGUACUUCAGCUGAAAGGUCUCACCCCCACAGGUGCUUUACCUCUGGGAGCACUAUCAGGUGGAAAAACAUCCCUUAAAAAUGCUCUUCAAGGAUUUUCACCAAAUCACAAAAUCACGUCAUUUGCUGAAGCGAAAGGCCUGGAUGCCAUCAACGAGCGGAUGCCUCCUCGCCGGGACGGGCAGCGCACCCCGGAUGCUCAGGACAAGAAGCCUCACGUCAACAGCAACGCCCACUCGUGAAGUGCUCGCCGGUAUUUCUCUUCAGUCCUCAUUCUUUGGCCCACAAUUAGUGAGAGUGAAAUAUGUGUGACGGAGACUCAGGUUUUGGGAAUGAUAUUUCACGAUUGUAAUAACUAGGUGGAUUUGAAGGGAAUUGUCUUUAUAGAUACUAAAUAUUAUUAAAGUUGGAUUUCACUUUUUUUCAAUAGUUAAAAUUAAAAUUUCUCUUAAGAUAUUACCUCUCGAUAUUUAAAAUAAUUAUUAUCAGAUCUGCAGGCAACAAAUUUAUUUAGUCAAUUAAAUAUUAAGAUAUGCACAUUUAUUUAUAAUGCGCUGCACUGUUUAAUUUUUGGUAAUGUAAUUUUAAAUUUUUCAUAUGAAAAGACAUGAUAUUGUAAUGUAAAUUUAUUCAGAUUGUCUACUUAUUAUACUCUACAUUGUUACCUACAUUAGUGAAAAUUAGACAUGUCUAUAAUUUUCAAAGCAUAAUUAGCUGUGAUAUUAAGCGUUGAUCAAUGUAUUAUUUAAUAGCGAUCUGCUAGUGAGUACCGGCAUGUUCAUUGGCUAAUCAUGCAUUGAAAUAUGUAAAAUAAGUGGUGGACUUCUCAGCUUGGGCGUGUCUUUAUAUUCUAUUAAGUAAUAAAAUUAAUUAUGUACUAUAGUGUGCAGCACAUGGUGAGGUAUUGCCAUGCGUGUGUGCCGUGUAAAUAUGCCUUGUGCGUACACACACGUUAUUGCAGCUUUAACACUUGAGAUAAAUAUUAUUCUCUUUAAUAUCUUUGCUACAAGUUGUACUUAAUUGUAUUUUAUUGUACAAAAUAUAUUAAAUUACUAUCUAUGAACUAUACUUAAAAUUAAUUUAUAUUUGGGUGUAUGCUGGCCCCUUGUUGCCUGCAUGCAGCUAAACUUGUAUGCUGGAACAUAACAUUCAUGUUCAUAAUGUUUCCGUAUAUGAGAAGUAGAGGCUAGUCUAAUUGCAGAUUUUCUUACAGCUUCUAUUCCAAAUUUCACUUAUAUAAUUAUUAAGGUUUAAUGACCUAUGCACUGUUGGAAAAUCUCUUUUGGUCUGCCAAAUAAUAAUAAUAAUUAAUAUAAUCAAUGCAAUAAGUUCAUUGUGAAUACUAAAAGUGGCUUACAUCAUUUUUCAAAGUCAGUUCUAAGUAUUUUAUCUCAAUCAGUGUGUAGUCCUUCAUAUGUUCUGUACUUUUAAUAAAACCUAUGUAAAAAAAACUAACAAUAUAUUUAAUUUUAUUUUAUACUAACCACGGGAUGUGUUGUUUUAUCCUUAUAAAAUAUAUUAACAUUGAGCUCUA
Bicyclus anynana (squinting bush brown) is the source of this 3000-nucleotide messenger RNA. RefSeq names its product serine/threonine-protein phosphatase 2B catalytic subunit 3-like (gene Cna). The coding region runs from base 221 to 1708 and encodes 495 amino acids. Lineage: Eukaryota; Metazoa; Arthropoda; Insecta; Lepidoptera; Nymphalidae. Gene Ontology annotation, biological process: calcineurin-mediated signaling. The record is from RefSeq and is a predicted model, not a curated record. Gene Ontology annotation, molecular function: calmodulin-dependent protein phosphatase activity; calmodulin binding. Gene Ontology annotation, cellular component: calcineurin complex; cytoplasm. The transcript has a single exon.